Messenger RNA from Eimeria tenella, 3204 nucleotides. RefSeq lists its product as uncharacterized. The transcript has 11 exons. NCBI's taxonomy places the organism in Eukaryota, Apicomplexa, Conoidasida, Eucoccidiorida, Eimeriidae. The record is from RefSeq and is a predicted model, not a curated record. Bases 1 to 3204 code for a protein of 1067 amino acids.
AUGGACCUUUUGUGCCAAAUAAAAACAAAAAAAAUCCGAAAAGACCCCACACUCCCCGCGGGCUUUCUUUUUAUUCCCCGGCUUUUUCUUCUCCGCCAAACUUUUUCUUUGGGGCUUCCCAGACUUGCAUGCGACCUUCUCGAGGACUCCAUAGCCCUCGCCCAGCGCAGCUACGAGCGGGGCCUGGCGUACUUCAACGAGUUGCUGGAGACGAGGCCUUCUGAGGGUUUUAAUAGAGUUUUGAGUUUGCAAAAAAGCGCAAGUAAAGAAGUUAAUUAUAAACGACUUUGCUUCGGACUUCACAGAAGCCCUACUGCUGCCAUUCUCGAAAGCCCCAAACCCUGCGGGCUGCAGGACUUGCUGCUGCUGCCUCCCGGGGCCCCACACCCGCAGCAGCAGCAAGCAGCGGCGGCGCCUGCUGCUGCUGCUGCUGCGGAGCCGGAGGGCGCAGCAGCAGCAGCGGCGGCGCCUGCUGCUGCGCAGCAGCAGCAGCCAGGCGACGGGGAAGCAGCAGCUGCUGCAGCGGCUCACGACGCUGCUGCUGCCGCGACUGCUGCAGAGCCAAGCGACCCCGCAGCGGCAGCAGCAGUAGACGCCGCAGAAGCAGCAGCAGCAGCAGCAGCAGUAGCAGCUAGCUUCGUGGAGACCCCACACGAAGCCGCAGCCCCUGUCCCCACUUUUAGCGAAGAAUUUCAGUAUUACUUUUAUUUAAUUGCAGCAACACCCAACAAUCCUGAGGCCUUGGUACCGCUGCUCACUGUCCUUGCUGCUGACGGAAGUGAUUUGCUGCUCAACAAGGACCCACGCACCUUCGAUGCCAUUGUAGCCGCCACCCGCGCCAGCAGCGCCGCAUGCAAGAAGAUAUGGCCGAAGACGAUGCAGCGGGAGCUGCAGCAGCAGGGCCAAGGAGACACUUUGGGCUAUUCGCAGCAAUGUGCUGCAGCAGCAAGCAGCAAGACCUGGCAGCAGCUGAACUGCAGCAAACUUGUGCUGCCCUUUUACUGCGACUUCUUUGAACCCAUUUGGCAAGAAAUUAACAGCAGGGUGAAUAUGGAGCGGGUGCUGGGGUGGCUGGCGCGGCACGAGCCUUGUGUGGGGCGGCAGUGCAGGGACUGGCGGCAGCAGCACCCGUUUGCUGCUGCUGCUGCUGCUGCUGCUGCUUACAAGUUGCUGCGCCUCUCCAGCCCCUGGAUGCGGCCGCUGCUGGUCUUCCAUGAGUGGUUUGGUCUUUUCAAUUUCAAGACCAAGUCCAAAGAGACCUUCUACAAGGGCAACUGCAUGCAGCAGCAGCAGCAGCAGCAGCAGCAGCAGCCGCAGCUUUUGUAUGUGUGCAUGCGGGGCUCAGAUGCACUUUACGGACUUAAUGGCUUUCAGGCGGAGUUUAUUGUUCGGGGAAAACACGAAAAAAGAGGAAUUAUGAAAAAGCUUUUUGGAUUUUUGAAAAAGAAAGAAAAACUCACCAAGAUGCACCUGUCUGCGCGGGCGCUGGGGGCGCUGCAGUCCGCGUUUAGACCAGUGGUCCACCCAGUGGUCUUCCAGCAGCUGAACCACUUCAGCAGCUUCUUCAGCGAGGCCUCGGGGGCCCUUCAACACGAGGGCGGACUCAGCCGCAAACUCGACAAAGCCAUUCAGGCCUGGACCUACACUGGCGUCCCUGAGAAGGCCCAGGAGAAGCUGCAGCAGGGGAUGCGUGCUGCAGCAGCAGACUGGCGGGGCUUCCAGCUUGCUGCUGCAGCACCUUCGACGAAGUCUUUGAAUUUAGAAUUUAAAAAGGAGACACUUGCUGCAGUGUCUCUCUUGAGUCAGCAGCCACAAGUGUCGGAGCAGCUGUUUGCUUCCUGCAGCUGCAGCAGCUGCGCUGCAGCAGCAACGCAUUUGCUGCGGGACUCGUGGCAGCUGCUGCAGCAAACGGGAGACGAUUUGCUGCUGCUGGGGAUCGUCUCCGAUCCCGGGGAGACGCUUGUGGGGCCGGGGCGGGGCUUUGCUGCGCGGGCGCGGCGAGCAGCAGCAGCAGCAGCAGCAGCAGCAAGCAAGCUGCUGCGGAAGCCGCGCUAUUUGCUGCAGCACGGCACUUUUGCUGCUUUUGUCCCCAACUACUCCCAAGUUGCUUUUGUCCUCAGAGAACUCUUAAAUGUUUUCAACAACAACCCCACCAUUUUCCCAAACUCCGACAUUUUCCAUCAAACUUGUUUAAAAAUGUUUCAACACCUUCAGCAGCAGUUCCGCACCCCCUGGGGAAUCCCUCCGAGUGUGGCGGCGGGCGAGUGGGCGCUGAGUGGAGUGGAUCCAUAUUACGGAAGUUUGGAAAGUUCGGAAAGAUCAAAAGAGUUUCGAAGAUCCAUUUUAAGUAUUUUUUUUGCAAAGUUGUGGACUUUGAGUUUGCGGGUGGGGCUGGAGGCGGGGCUGCAUGCAGGGGAGUUGGAGCGAAAAGAAAGGCAAUUCGGAAGCCCCGAGUGGCAAAAAGGACUCAUGGAUCCCCUCCAAAUAAACUCCUUUCGAAUGGUUGUGGCGGGGGGAGACUUGGGAAGAACUUUGCUCGAAAAUGUUCUGGACAAAACGCAAAAAAAAGCGCUGAAAUCGGUGCGGUUUGGCGCGGGGUGUAUGUACACCUACACCGCGCACUUCGCCGGCCAGGUGUACGUACACCUCGGCUUCCGCAACUACGGAAACUUCCUCCUUUCCCAAGCUCCUUUCUUGGGACAAAUGAUUCUCUCUUGGAUUGAAAAAAGAAGAAGUGACAGAAUUGCAGAAAUCUUCGGCUGGAUUGGACUUGCUCUUUUCCUCGCCACCACCGUCGCCGCAGUGGUUGCGCAGCUGAACUCGGUGGCGCAGUCUCCGCUGGACUCGCUGCUGGGGAGCAGCAGCAGCAGCAGCAGCAGCAGCAGCAGCAGCGUGGCGAACCAGUCGGGGUUUGUGAGCAGCAGCAGCAGCAGCUGCGGGCCCAUGGGGGUUUGCCUGGACGGCUCUGUGGGGUUGGGCUCGGGUGUACAUACACCCCAAGACCCCGGGAACCUCGUCCACUCUCCCCCCUUUUCUGCUUCUCCCGUUUUAACUGCCAUUUUUAUUAUUUUCAAAGCUGUUGCAAUGGCCAGUCUUUCUUCUUUCGUGGGCCCCGCCGUCUCCAUCUACAUCAUCCUCAGCUCCCACUGGAAGUUCCUCGAAAGACUCGAAAUGGUGCCCGCAGGUUUAGGGUUUAGGGUUUAG